AUGAUAAUUAUCACCACAGCUCUAUUUGUGACUUUCAUGUCACAAUCCUGUCAGAGUAAGACUCCCCGGCAGUUCACUGGGGAUUUGUACUUGAAUAAGAACGGAGCCUUACCGAAUCAUGUGAUUGAGUGGAAGACUGUAUCUUCUCCUGUGAUCUGUGGGCGAGGCUGCUCUAUGGAUCCACAGUGUGCAUCAUUCAACUAUCACAUCACUAGAGGUAUUUGCGAGUUGAAUAAUGCUAGCAGAGCUCACAGCCCUAAUGAAUUUGUUGAGAUUCAAGGGAGUGCCUACUAUGAUGACAACUUGGACAUUUUGUCAUUUGCACUACCAACCAUUACAAGUAACAGUAGUUGCCUGGAGUUGUAUCAAGCUGGUUAUCGCACCAAUGGUUUAUACACCAUCUUUCCUACAAGUCUGACUGAUGGGUUACAAGUCUACUGUGAUAUGGAGACAGAAGGAGGAGGCUUGAUUGUUUUCCAGAGGAGACAAUAUGGCGUUGUUGACUUUUAUCGUACCUGGGCUGAAUACCAAUCUGGGUUUGGUGAUCUGCAGAAUGAGUUCUGGUUGGGGAAUGAUAUCCUGCGUGACCUUACCGGGUCAGGUCAAUGGCAACUCAGAGUAGAUAUGGAAGAUUGGGAGUCCAGAACGAAAUGGGCUUCUUAUGGUGAGUUUGCUGUUACAGGUGACAAUUACACUCUUCAUGUUAGUUUAUACGAUGCUCAGAGUACAGCAGGUGAUGCAAUGAACUAUCACAAUGGUUAUCCAUUCACAACGAAGGAUCAGGACAAUGAUGAAGCAUCAGAUACUGAUGGUACAACAGGCAGUUGUGCAGUCACAUUUGAAGCUGCUUGGUGGUUUAAAAACUGUCAUAUCGCUAGUCUGAAUGGUGGCUACCAACAACAGGGAAAUGUGAAUUUCGGAGUCGGGUUACAAUGGGAACCCUGGAAAGGUUGGAAUUAUUCUCUGAAGAAACGCACCAUGAAAGUACGGCCAAUCGUUUAA
Molecule: messenger RNA, 1002 nt
Organism: Asterias rubens (European starfish)
Lineage: Eukaryota; Metazoa; Echinodermata; Asteroidea; Forcipulatida; Asteriidae
Product: ficolin-2-like
Exons: 1
Coding region: 1-1002 (333 amino acids)
Source: RefSeq, a predicted model, not a curated record